AUGGGAGGUCCUCGGCUGCCGCCGACGCCGCCCGGUCGCCGCUCGGCUCUGGAAAUACCCGGAUGCUUCCACAGCCUGCUGCACCGGCGCACAAAUGCUGGAGGAAAGGCAAGGGAGCGUGUGAGCGUGGGGUGGGGGUGCGGGGAACAGAGAGUCGCCGGGGGAAACGCGCGAGCCGGGCGCGUGCUGGACGGGACGCGACGCUCCGCCCGAGGGAGAAGGGCGCGGGCCGGCGCGUGCGCGUGCGCGCUCCCAGCGGGGGAGCGACGGACGAGUGGGCGGGCACAGCCUCCUCCUCCGGCGGCGAGCCUUACUGCUCAGGCAUAUGGAUCAGGCUGUGAUAUUGUUAUUUUGGCCAGUGACUUUGAAUGUGUGCAGAUCAUUCCUGGUGCUAAGCAUGGAAACAUCCAAGUCAGCUGUGUGGAGUGUUCUAACCAACAAGGAAGAGUUGCAGCUUCAUAUGAUAACAGAUUGUUGACAGCAACUGAGUCUAUUCAGUUGUGGGCUCCUCCAGGAGGUGAUAUUCUGGAAGAGGAGGAAGAAAUUGAUAAUAAAAUUCUUCCUGUUUUAAAUGAUUGGAAGUGCGUCUGGCAGUGCAAAACCUCAGUAUCUGUGCAUUUGAUGGAAUGGUCUCCUGAUGGUGAAUACUUUGCCACUGCUGGAAAGGAUGAUUGCCUUUUGAAAGUGUGGUAUCCUAUGACUGGUUGGAAAUCUUCCAUUAUACCUCAAGAUCAUCAUGAAGUGAAAAGGAGACAGACUUCUACUCAGUUUUCCUUUGUUUACCUGGCACAUCCUCGAGCAGUGACAGGUUUUUCAUGGCGUAAAAGUAGCAAGUAUAUGCCCAGGGGUUCUGUCUGUAAUGUGUUAUUAACUUCAUGCCAUGAUGGUGUGUGCCGGCUCUGGGCGGAAACCUUAUUACCAGAAGACUGUCUUUUGGGUGAGCAGAUUUGUGAGACUACUACCUCCAGCGUUGCCAGCAACCUUUCUCAUGCUGGGAGACACAAAGACAGAAUACAGCAUGCUCUUGAGACAAUACACCAUUUGAAAAAUUUAAGGAAAGGACAAAGGAGGUCUUCUGUUCUUGUAACUCAUACUGAAUUAAUGCCUGACCAGAUGGCAACACAUGAAGUUCAAAGACACAUUUCUCACCAUGCCAAUGCACUCUGUCAUUUUCACAUCGCAGCAAGCAUCAACCCUGCCACAGAUAUUCCAAAUGCCCUGGUUGGCACUGCAUUUAACAUUGAUGAUGGAAAUGGAGGAUUUGUAGUUCACUGGUUAAACAACAAGGAAUUUCAUUUUACAUCAUCAGCUGAAAUAUUUAUGCAUCAGUUACGAAAAAUUUCUGAGAAACAUUUAGAUCACGAAAGUGAUGAUGUAGAUAGAGAAGACGAAGAACGUUCACAGGAGGAAAGAGAGAGGGGUUUAUAUAUGAAGCUAGACCAUGAAUUAUCCUUGGAUAGAGAAUCUGAAGCAGGUACAGGAUCAUCAGAACAUGAAGAUGGAGAAAGAGAGGGAAGCCCUAGGACCAUCUCACAACCUAGCCUCCCAGUGCCACUGCCCACAGUCCUGCUUGAUCGGAAGAUUGAAAUGCUGCUAACAGAGUGGAAUAAGAAUCCUGACAUGCUUUUCACAAUACAUCCUGUGGAUGGCACCUUUCUAGUGUGGCAUGUAAAGUAUUUGGAUGAAUACAAUCCUGGGAUAUUUAGACAAGUCCAGGUUUCUUUUUCUUCUCGGAUUCCUGUUGCAUUUCCGUCUGGUGAUGCAAGCUCUCUUAGUAAAAAUAUCAUGAUGUAUGCCUGUAUAAAUGCUACGAAAGAUUCCCACCACACCCCAUUACACCAGGAACUGACUCCUGUAGACAGUCCUCCUGUAUCACAGCCACAUUCUCAAUCACAUAGUACAAAUGUGAACAUUUUAGCUCCCACGGUCAUGAUGGUCUCUAAACACAUAGAUGGGUCUUUAAAUCAGUGGGCAGUCACUUUUGCUGAUAAGUCUGCCUUUACCACUGUUCUAACCGUAUCCCACAAAUUUAGAUACUGUGGCCACCGAUUUCACCUCAAUGACUUGGCAUGUCAUUCAGUUUUACCACUGUUAUUGACAUCCUCCCAUCAUAAUGCUCUGUUGACUCCUGAAUCAAAUCAGUGGGACUCAGACAGUAAAUUAAGUAAAUUAAUAGAUCCUGUAAAACAUAUGAAAGGUUUGUCGAAACAACCUCUUAGAAAUGCAGCAACUCGUACAUUUCAUGACCCAAAUGCAAUCUACAGUGAACUUAUUCUGUGGCGUGUAGACCCAAUAGGACCUUUGUCAUACACUGGAGGAGUGUCAGAACUGGCUCGAAUUAACUCUUUACAUACUUCAGCCUUCUCUAAUGUGGCAUGGCUUCCAACACUUAUUCCCAGUUAUUGUCUUGGCACAUAUUGCAAUUCUGCAAGUGCUUGCUUUGUUGCAUCUGAUGGCAAAAAUCUUAGACUCUAUCAAGCUGUGGUAGAUGCAAGAAAACUACUGGAUGAACUGUCAGACCCAGAAGCUUCAAAACUUAUUGGGGAAGUGUUUAACAUUGUGAGCCAACAGUCUACAGCUCGACCUGGAUGCAUUAUUGAACUUGAUGCAAUUACUGACCAAUGUGGUUCAAAUACACAGUUGCUUCAUGUGUUUCAAGAAGACUUCAUUAUAGGAUAUAAACCACAUAAGGAAGAUCUGGAGAAAAAGGAAACAGAAAUAUUUUUUCAGCCUUCACAAGGAUAUCGACCACCACCAUUUUCAGAAAAGUUCUUUCUGGUAGUAAUUGAAAAGGACAGCAACAAUUACUCUAUUCUCCAUAUGUGGCACCUUCAUCUUAAAUCAGUACAAGCAUGUUUAGCAAAAGCUUCAGAAAUUGUUUCAUCUGAGAGUCUACUUUCAGUCCCUGUACAGAAGAAUGUGGACUCUUCUCCAGAAACUUCCCCUAGUGUCAGUCCCAUGCCACAUUCUUCAUCAAUUGCUAAUCUUCAAACUGCUAGUAAACUUAUUCUGAGUUCUAGACUGGUGUACAGCCAACCUCUGGAUCUCCCGGAAUCAGUGGAAGUGAUAAGAGCAACACCUUCAGCAGGCCAUCUGAGUUCCUCUUCAAUUUAUCCUGUGUGCCUUGCACCUUAUUUAGUGGUUACAACUUGUUCUGACAAUAAAGUACGCUUCUGGAAAUGUUGUGUGGAAACCAGCCCACAAUGUAAUACAAGUGAUAAGAAAGAAACCUAUCAUUGGAAGAAGUGGCCCCUGAUGAAUGAUGAAGGGGAGGACAAUAGCAGUACAGUGAGCAUUGUGGGAAGACCAGUUGCUGUCAGCUGUUCAUACACAGGUCGCCUUGCAGUGGCUUACAAGCAACCUAUCCACCACAAUGGCUUUGUUUCUAAAGAAUUUUCUAUGCAUGUUUGUAUAUUUGAAUGUGAAUCUACUGGAGGGUCAGAAUGGGUUUUAGAACAAACGAUUCAUCUUGAUGAUUUGGUUAAGGUUGGGAGUGUACUCGAUUCAAGGGUUAGUGUUGACAGUAAUCUGUUUGUAUAUAGCAAGUCAGAUGCACUUUUAAGCAAAGAUAGAUAUCUUAUUCCAAAUAUCAAGCAUUUAGUACAUUUGGACUGGGUGUCAAAAGAAGAUGGCUCUCACAUCCUCACAGUGGGGGUUGGUGCUAAUAUCUUCAUGUAUGGGAGGCUUUCAGGAAUUGUAACUGAGCAGACCAAUAGUAAGGAUGGAGUAGCCGUCAUUACUUUACCACUAGGUGGUAGUAUUAAGCAAGGCAUUAGGUCAAGAUGGGUUCUUCUUAGAUCUAUAGAUUUGGUAUCUUCUGUUGAUGGUACACCUUCACUGCCUGUUUCUCUCUCUUGGGUAAGAGAUGGGAUAUUGGUAGUGGGAAUGGAUUGUGAAAUGCAUGUAUAUGCCCAGUGGAAGCAUGCUGUCAAAUUUGGAGACACUGAAGCUGAUAGUCCCAGUGCAGAAGAGACAGCAAUACAAGAUCAUUCUGCCUUUAAAUCUAAUACGUUGGCAAGAAAAAGUAUUGUUGAAGGGACAGCUAUUGUUGAUGAUGUUUUUUAUUCACCAACUGUAGCUCAGGAUGGCGGUUUAUUUGAGGCUGCUCACGUACUUUCCCCUACCCUCCCACAGUAUCAUCCAACUCAGCUGUUAGAAUUGAUGGAUUUAGGGAAAGUCCGAAGGGCUAAAGCCAUUCUCUCUCACUUAGUAAAAUGUAUUGCAGGUGAAGUUGCAAUAGUUAGAGAUGCUGAUGCUGGAGAAGGAACUAAGCGACAUCUUUCUAGAACCAUUAGUGUAAGUGGCAGUACAGCAAAGGAUACAGUUACCAUAGGAAAAGAUGGUACUCGAGAUUAUACUGAGAUAGAUUCCAUUCCUCCACUGCCGCUGUAUGCAUUACUUGCUGCAGAUCAGGAUACAUCCUACAGAAUUUCAGAAGAGAGUACCAGAAUGCCACAGAGCUAUGAAGAUCGUGCUGAAAGUCAACCAGAGGAUCAGUACUCAGAGCUGUUCCAAAUCCAGGAUAUAACAACAGAUGAUAUUGAUUUAGAGCCAGAAAAGAGAGAAAGCAAAUCAAAAGUAAUAAAUCUUUCUCAAUAUGGACCAGCUUACUUUGGCCAGGAACAUGCCAGAGUACUUUCUAGUCAUCUUAUGCACUCAAGUCUACCAGGCCUUACCCGCUUGGAGCAGAUGUUCCUUGUAGCACUGGCUGAUACAGUGGCUACCACCAGUACUGAGCUUGAUGAAAACAGAGAUAAGAAUUAUUCAGGAAGAGACACCUUAGAUGAGUGUGGUUUGAGAUACUUGUUAGCUAUGCGCUUGCAUACAUGCCUUUUAACAUCACUGCCUCCCUUGUACCGAGUACAGCUACUUCAUCAAGGUGUGUCUACCUGUCAUUUUGCCUGGGCUUUUCAUUCUGAGGCUGAGGAAGAACUCAUUAAUAUGAUUCCAGCAAUUCAGAGAGGGGACCCUCAGUGGUCUGAGUUAAGAGCUAUGGGAAUAGGUUGGUGGGUGAGAAAUAUUAACACGCUCCGAAGAUGCAUUGAAAAGGUUGCCAAAGCCUCCUUUCAAAGGAACAAUGAUGCCUUAGAUGCUGCAUUGUUCUACCUCUCCAUGAAGAAGAAAGCAGUGGUGUGGGGUCUGUUCAGGUCACAACACGAUGAGAAAAUGACGACGUUUUUCAGUCACAACUUCAAUGAAGAUAGGUGGCGUAAAGCUGCUUUAAAAAAUGCUUUUUCUUUGCUCGGAAAACAGCGCUUUGAACAAUCGGCUGCUUUCUUCUUGUUAGCUGGUUCACUGAAAGAUGCCAUUGAGGUAUGUCUUGAAAAAAUGGAAGAUAUUCAGCUAGCCAUGGUUAUUGCCCGUUUAUAUGAAUCUGAAAUUGAGACUUCAUCCACUUACAUGUCCAUCUUGAAUCAGAAGAUUUUGGGUUGCCAAAAGGAAGGAUCAGGUUUCAACUGCAGAAGAUUACAUCCUGACCCUUUUCUGCGUAGUCUUGCCUAUUGGGUAAUGAAAGAUUAUACCCAAGCCUUGGACACAUUACUGGAACAGACGCCAAAGGAGGAUGAUGAACAUCAAGUUAUCAUCAAAUCUUGUAAUCCGGUGGUGUUUAGUUUUUACAACUAUCUUCGAACACAUCCUUUGCUUAUUCGAAGAAAUCUUGCCUCCCCUGAAGGAACUUUGGCAACCUUAGGUCUCAAAACUGAGAAAAACUUUGCUGAUAAAAUUAACCUCAUAGAAAGAAAAUUGUUCUUUACUACUGCAAAUGCUCAUUUUAAAGUUGGGUGCCCUGUUCUAGCCCUAGAGGUACUUUCCAAAAUUCCCAAAGUAACCAAAAUGUCUUCCUUAACUGAAAAAAAAGAUCAGUCUAACUUCAUUUCUAAAAAGAUGGGUGAUGGACCUUCAGAAUCAAAAACUCUGAGUGAUGGCAGUGGAAGUUCCGGCAAUGACUGGUCAGCUGUCACUUCCUCACAGUUUGACUGGAGUCAGCCAGUCCUUACAGUUAAUGAGGAACCUCUUAAUCUUGAUUGGGGUGAAGAGCAUGAUAGUGCCUUAGAAGAGGAGGAAGAUGCUAUCGGUUUAGUAAUGAAAAGCACAGAUACUAGGGGAAACGAUGGACAAGAUCAGAAGGCCUCAGAUCCUAAUAUGUUAUUGACCCCUCAGGAAGAGGAUCCUCCUGAAGGUGAUACUGAAGUUGAUGUGAUUGCUGAACAACUAAAAUUCAGAGCUUGCUUAAAGAUCCUUAUGACUGAACUGAGAACUUUGGCUACAGGUUAUGAAGUAGAUGGAGGAAAGCUCAGAUUUCAACUCUAUAACUGGCUGGAAAAGGAAAUUGCUGCCUUGCAUGAGAUAUGUAAUCAUGAAGCAGUUAUUAAAGAAUAUUCCAGUAAAACAUAUUCCAAAUUGGAGAGUGACCUUCUGGAUCAGGAGGAAAUAGUAGACAAACCAGAUAUUGGUUCCUAUGAGCGCCACCAAAUAGAAAGGCGAAGACUGCAGGCUAAACGAGAACAUGCAGAAAGGCGAAAGUUGUGGUUGCAGAAAAACCAAGAUCUCCUAAGGGUGUUUCUUAGUUACUGUAGCCUUCAUGGGGCCCAAGGUGGUGGUCUGGCCUCAGUAAGAAUGGAACUCAAAUUUCUGCUACAAGAAUCGCAGCAGGAAACUACAGUAAAACAGCUCCAGUCUCCUCUACCACUGCCUACCACUCUGCCCCUGCUUUCAGCAAGUAUUGCUUCAACAAAAACAGUCAUAGCUAAUCCUGUUUUGUACUUAAAUAAUCACAUCCAUGAUAUACUUUAUACUAUUGUUCAGAUGAAAACGCCACCUCAUCCCAGUGUUGAAGACGUGAAGGUGCACACACUUCAUUCAUUAGCAGCAUCACUUUCUGCAUCAAUUUACCAAGCAUUAUGUGACAGUCAUAGCUACAGCAGUCAAACAGAAGGAAAUCAGUUUACAGGAAUGGCGUAUCAAGGGCUGCUUCUAAGUGAUCGGCGAAGAUUAAGGACAGAAAGCAUCGAGGAACACGCAACACCAAAUUCCUCUCCUGCACAGUGGCCUGGUGAGGAUUUUUCUGUUUGUUUUUGCUUUUUCAAAUCCUUUGUUAAAACCUCCAUAAUUGUCCUGAUAGAACGUAGUACCAGGGGAACCAGGCAGGCAGAUUAA
Castor canadensis (American beaver) is the source of this 7158-nucleotide messenger RNA. The record is from RefSeq and is a predicted model, not a curated record. Lineage: Eukaryota; Metazoa; Chordata; Mammalia; Rodentia; Castoridae.